GCUGAAGUUCAGACUAGAUUUGCAUAAAACAAAUGCAAUGCCACCAGGUUCCUCUAAAGGUAACAUAAAGAUAUUAAAAUGUUGCAGUUAUAAAAUUUGACUAUGAGCAGUCAUGAAGAAAAAACAGCUCCAAAUAUUAGAAUGGAUGUUUGUUAAAGGCACAGUUGGAAAUACAAAUUGGAUGGGAGUUUACUGUGUUCAAUGAUGUAAUUAUCUCUACAAAGCAGACAGUGGUUUCACAGAUCAUUUGCUCACCCCACAAGGACGUCAAAUGUGAGUGAAAUCAACUCCUAGCAUGUAAGUAAGUGUAUGUGUUUGUGUGUGAGGAAUAUGAUUCAAUCCUAUUUUGCCAUUGUAAAGUUCAGCUAUUGUGUUGAUAAUGUUGUGCCAUUAUCUUACCUGAGUGAUGGCAGAAUGAUAUGUCUGGGAAUAAGCAGACAUUACAGUGUUGGUCAUCAGAAAGCAUGGCUAGGUUUUGUUAGUGCUGAAGCAUUGUUGAAAACGAACAGAAUGUGUUAGGCAUACGUUGCGGUAUUGAGCAGUGUUAGCCUAGGUGUCAAGCUGAAAUGAAAUUCUCAGGCUGUAUAGUGUACUUUACUGAGUUUAAUGUUGAAUGAGUGGUAAGGGCUAUGACAGAAUGUUGAAAAUAUGGAUUGCUUUGUAAUGUAUUUUUUUGUCAUUCAUAUAUUGCACUGUUCUACCCUUAAAACAGCCACAAUGUUUCCUCUGCAUCUACUUCUACUUAUAUCUGGAACACUGGCUAUGAAUUGCUCAAAUUCAGGUACUAGCACACCUCGACUAACUGGUGCUCCCCGCACACUGACUCUGUACCGGUACCCCCUGUAUAUAGCCUCGCUAUUGUCAUUUUACUGCUGCCCUUUACAUAUUUGUUACUUUUAUUUCUUAUUCUUAUUUUUUUGUAGGUAUUUUUUUUGUAGGUAUUUUAAAAUGUUUUACUGCAUUUUUGGUUAGGGCUUGUAAGUAAGCAUUUCACUGUAAGGUCUUACACCUGUUGUAUUCGGCGCAUGUGACAAAUACAAUUUGAUUUGACUAAUGAGCUCAAACUGUGUUUCAUUUUAAUGCACUGUGGGACCAAAUCAGUGGAGGCUGCUGUGGGGAGGACAGCUCAUAUUAAUGGGUGGAACAGAGCAAAGGGAAUGGCACCAAACACAUGGAAACCAUGUGUUUGACGUAUUUGCUACCAUUCCAUUCAUUCCGCUCCAGCCAUUACCACGAGGGCUUCUUCCCCAAUUGAUAUGGAGGACUUAAGUACACUUGAUUUGGGUUGAUAUUGAUGAUACCUUUUAUUUAGACACCACAACCGGGGAGAUUUCAAUGAAAAACAUUCUGAUCACCAUCAUUGAUAAAGCUGAGGAAAAUCUGAAAUGCGUUUGGGUCAUUGAAAGCUAUAUUGAGUGCACCCCAAUGAAUGUGACCUCGAUUAACCUCACUGACUGUCAGACGGUGCCGAUUUCUGUAGUCGAGAACUCAACCAACAAGUUGAUCUUCAACAUGUCUUCAUCCACGUGUGAGGUCACCAAGUGUACUGGGCCACCAGUCACUGCCCUGAUGAGAGAGAUACAAGACCAUCCCAGUGAGGGUCCAAAGGAUCUUAAAAGGGUCCUGAACAUGCGAAAUAUGUGUGCAGACCUGUUUAAAAACAAUCGGACCAUGAGGAUGAUGUUUAUUGGCGUUGAACGGUACCUGGUACACAAGAUGGUGAACGUCUCAAUCACUGGAGAGCCUGUGUACUACCACCUCAGUGAUCUGGCUCUGAUUGUGUUCAACCUGACCAACCUAACCAGUGCUGAUGACAAGAUGGUGAAAAUAAAAGCACCAGAGCUUCUCUCUGAGCACAAUUCUUACAUUCCGGAAACAUGGAUCCCUAUUGAUGCACUCCAGAACAUCCCAGAGGAAAAGAGGACUGUGGGCGUGGUCACCUAUAAAUCACCCAAUCAGUUCUUGUUUAAAGAGGAACUCGUGAGAACCAUGGUCAUACGGAUAGAGGUGGGCGGCGGCAGACAACUAGAGAACUUGACCACCCCACUGAAGAUGAAGUUCAAAUUGCUUGACCCUAUUAUACCAGUGAAUUACAGCCUGUCAUGUCAAUAUUUCAAUGAAUAUGGGAACAUAAGCCUCCCAGACACUGUCUUUUGGAAAACAGAUGGAUGUGUUACUAAGAUCAACGACAGCGUGGUGGAGUGUAUCUGUAGCCACGCUACGCCGUUUGCCGUGCUGCUGAUCGCCGACCUAUCUAUUGACAGUGCACACUGGCAGGUCUUGUCUUACAUCAGCUACAUUGGCUGUGGCUUGUCUGCCUUCUUCACCGCCGUAUCCUUCCUCACCUACGUCAUUACCACGAACUCCAGGGUGGACAACGCCAACAGCAUCCACGUGUCACUGAGCGGGGCUCUGUUCCUGCUCAACACCUCUUUCCUGCUCAACGAGUGGGGGGCCAGUCUGGGCAUCAGGGGCGUGUGUAUCUUCAUUGCGGUGGCCAUUCACUACAGCCUCCUCAGCUGUUUCACCUGGAUGGCCAUUGAAGCUGUCCACCUGUAUCUCCUCCUGGUCAAGGUGUUCAACACUUACUACCGACACUAUAUGGCCAAGCUGUCUGCCAUUGGUUGGGGAGUCCCUGGUAUCAUCGUGGGAGUUUCAUUGGCAGUCAAGGAUAUCAAACCAUUAUAUGGACCUACAGAAAUGACUAUGGCAGACACUAACCAGACAAACACAAUCUGCUGGAUCAUGGACAUCCCCUUCUUCUACAGUAUGAACCUGGCCUACUUCACCAUCAUCUUUGUCCUUAACUCUGGCAUUCUGUUAACGGUGACCACCCGGAUCUGCCAGCUGCAGCGCUAUGGCAGUAAGGGUAAGCCUGGGAAGGCAAGCCUGGCCUGGAAGGACAUCGGCACCGUCCUGGGUCUGACCUGCCUGCUGGGCAUCACCUGGGGCCUGGCCUUCCUCAGCUACGGCUAUGUCAACCUUCCCAUCCUCUACCUGUUCAGCAUUUUCAACUCCCUCCAAGGAUUCUUUAUAUUCCUAUGGAUCUGUGGCACUGCCAGGAAAGACAGGGAGCGGGUGGCGAAUACCAAGAGCACAUCAGCAGCUCUGAACACCUCUACAGCCAAACCCAAGGAGGAGAUGUUCCCUGGCAACAACCGCUACCAGUAAACAAUGUCUGUCCAUAAUGGAGAUCACCCAUAUCUUCUUAGAUGGCAAGGGAGUUUUGGCUUUGUGCCUAAUGGCAUAUGCAUUGUCUCUUUCUUUCUCUUUCAAAUUGAGUUAUCGUUUCUACACCGGUUGUGUUGAUGUAUUGUCACGGAUCCCUCUGGAACUUUCAUUGCGCACACCUGGCCCCUAUUCCCACUGAUUGUAUUUGUAUAUAGGUGCCCUUUAUUCACCAUGGUAGGGACGAUUAUUGUUAUAAUGUCCGUUGGUGCGUGUGAGCACCUGUGCUGUGUGUUUUGGGCUUUCGUGCUCUUGUGGAUUGUGCAGAUGAUUACGGGUCUCGUCCCGUGUGUUAAUCAUUGUGUGUGUGUGUUAUUUAUUUGAGGUACUCCUCGCUCUUUUGUUUGGGUUUCAACCCUGUGUCUUUGUUAGGUGUUUGUUUGGUCUUCGUCCCCAUGCCUUUACACGGCACGCCGUAAUUUGGGGCUGAAUAAAAAAAAACGAUUACGCAUUCCUGCGCCUGUCUCCCGAAUCCAUUUAUACCAACGUGACAUGCAUUUUCUUCUGUAUCAUUCCAAUGUAUUUAUUGGGAAAGUGCUUUGAGGGAAUCAUUUUACUUGAAGUGUACGUUGUUUAUGAUUAUCAACCUUCAUUAAAUAUCCGAUCUCAAGUUGCUGAACUGACUGUUGCAUAAUUAGUCAGAUACAAACCAAAGGAUUUAGUUUCCUGCAUACUAUGAGUUUUCUCUAUGGUUGCUGUGGUAAAGCAGAAUGAAAUUAGAUUUUCAAGUGUACUGAUAGGGCAUACAUAUUUAAAAAUAUAUAUAUACUGUCAAUAUUCUAUUUCAAAUUAGUUACUAUACUGUGUUACACAAAGAAAGUCCAUGUAUCAUCAAAGUGAGUUUGUGAGAUCUUGUUGGCGUAGUGCAACAAGACGUAAACUGUGACCUAGGUUUUUCACAAUUUUUGGGAUAAAGCCCACAUAUUCUCAACACAUUGAGACAAAGCACUCUGAUGUGAUAAACGUUUUCACACAGCCUCAUCAUUAUUCGUUUCACAAUCUAUCACUUAAUUUUCUAACUCAACUCUGGAAAGUGUGUUGCAAUCUGGUAAUGUCUACGUUUGAACUAAUAUCACUUCUGCAGAAAGUGUCUCACUGGGAGCAAUAGGUUCUCAAAUGCACUCAUGAUUGACCAUUUCUUUAUGAUUGUGAAACAGAGACAUCCUCUUUUCUAGCAAUUGUCUGGUGAGUGGCAGAAUGAGUCUUAGAGAUGCAGAGAAAUGUCACAAUAUAGGAAUUUUUUUUGAUGAUUCUCACUGAAAUGUUUUGAUUAUAUUGAUUUAUCUAACAUUAACUCCCCCCCCCUCCCCCAAAAAAGGACUACAAAGGACAUAAGCUUUCAAGCUUUAUUGUGUCAUUCUUGAUGAUUUUUCUUAAAUUGUAUGUGGAGGCGUCUUAAGACCAGUAUGUUUUUUAUUUCUAUUGUCUAAUAAAUUGAAUCAAUCACUAAUA
Molecule: messenger RNA, 4680 nt
Organism: Salmo salar (Atlantic salmon)
Lineage: Eukaryota; Metazoa; Chordata; Actinopteri; Salmoniformes; Salmonidae
Source: RefSeq, a predicted model, not a curated record